AUGUCGCCGCCGCGUCGUCGCUCUGCUCGACUAGCGAGUGCUACUCAUACCAAGACUCCCAAGAAGCAAGAGCUUGCCAUGAGCCUAUCAUCUCUUGCUGAGCGCGAUGAGAGCCCAGUCGAUGAGCCUACACAGAGCCUGAACGCCGUCAUUUCAUCGCCCAUGCCUCAGCCCAAAACACCCUCCGCCUCUUCUCCCACCAAGCCCCCCAUACUGGGCUUCACAGAUAUCAAGCCGUCGGGGAAUGUUGGUGAUCGCCAACGUGCGCUGGCGCAGCUGACGCCAUCGAAGGCAACUGUCUCGUCCUCGCCGUUCAACUUCACAUUCACUCGCCCGGCUGGCGAUCUUGGUCUCGGCCCUGAAGCUCAACGCAUGAUGAAUGAGCUGCGUGAGGAAGCUGCUAAAAUCAAGGCUGAUUUGACCGCAAAGCGCGAGCAAGAGAAGCUUGAAGAGGAACAGAUGAACGGCCGCAAAAUCGCGCAACCCAAGGGGAAAGCUGGCCGCUUCAGCGCUGUUCACAUGGCAGAGUUCAAGAAGAUGGACUCUAUUGAGAAUCACCCCUCUGCGUUUCGAGCUGUUCCAGGACGACUCACACCAGCCUCAAAGGGUCUUAAGCGAACCCAGUCAAAGGCAAAUCUCGACGACUCCGAAUCGAUGCGUGCAAAGACACAGAACCCGCCACCAUCAGCGAAGACGGUCCGACGUCCUCAAUCCCGUGAUGCAGAUUCACCUGCAAAGCGCGUUCGACAACACCUGGAAGAUGAUGCUUCUAGUAAACGACCGAUUUCCAGAGACGGCAGCUUCAUACCAAGACCUACAACUGCCGGCAAGGACUCUGCGAGUAUUCCUCGUUCUCACUCGACUUUGGCGUCACUCAUGACGCCGACUAAGUCGUCCCUUGCUCGAGCAGCCAGUCUGAAGACCCCAACCCCACUUCGUUCCAUGAUCCAAUCACCAGCGAAAACUACGCUGAGUGGGAUACCCAAGUCUGCCACCAUCCACAACUUUGACGCCAAAGACUCUGAGAAGGGUAAGGCGCGGUCUCCUGCCCGCAGCCCUGGUCGUUUCGACAGGGUCAAGUCUAUCUUUACUAGACAGAAACCUGUUGAUGUGAAACCAAAGAGCAACAUCCCAAUGCCCUUAGCGCAGACUUCAAAGACUCCGGCUCCACGGCGACUUGAGAAGGCCUUGCCUGCACUGCCUCUCACUACACCUGGUCAUCGGUUCUCGAAGCAUGUUUCUUUCACGCCUGAAACGAAGCGUGCUGCUCUUGCUCAGAAUUCGCCGUCUCCCAUCAAAUCUGGUCUUUCUCGAUCAAAGACAAACAAUGAUCCGAUUCAUUAUCCCUCACUCGAUGCAGUAAUGGCAGAUCAAGAAGAUGACGGCACUGUGACGUAUCCGGAUCUCUCGCGCUCUCUGUCAAAGGUUUCAGCCAAAAGCGAGCUCAAAACAGAGAAUCGUGCGGCUCCUCAGGAUAUUCCAGGAACAUUCACCUUCCGCAGCGAUCACACUAUUCGCUUCGGUAGCACAUCUCCGGGUGGGUUUGGUUCCUCCCCUGGCCAGGCGAGUCUUCGUCAUGUGCGUCCCUCGAUCAUGCCCACUGCCCGUAUGCCAGGUAGCUUCCCAUCCUCCAGCCUAUUAACGGCAUCUGGCGCCGACAAGGAAAACCAGGAUCCCAAACCGAUCUUCGAUAUGAAGGCAUUUCCUCACGGAAUGGUGAACAAGAAGCGUCACCGUGUCACGGAUGACGAGGAGGAGGCAGAGAAGGAGGCAGCGGAACGAGCUGCAAAGAAACAAAAGAGCCGGCCGGUGGCUGAGGGCGAUGCUCUUGUCGCUCCGCGCCUGUUGGCAAAAAACAGGGGUAGUGCAAGCCCGAAGAAGUCUCCGCUCAAGUCUGGCAACAAUACCGGCAGAGCAAAGCCAACAUCCCUAAGUCUAGCAAGACUGAACAUGUUGGCUCGUCCCAAGAACCGGAAGUAG
Messenger RNA from Phaeoacremonium minimum UCRPA7, 1980 nucleotides. RefSeq lists its product as hypothetical. The record is from RefSeq and is a predicted model, not a curated record. The transcript has 3 exons. The coding region runs from base 1 to 1980 and encodes 659 amino acids. NCBI's taxonomy places the organism in Eukaryota, Fungi, Ascomycota, Sordariomycetes, Togniniales, Togniniaceae.